Pelagomonas calceolata is the source of this 1041-nucleotide messenger RNA. The record is from the annotation of a GenBank genome assembly. Lineage: Eukaryota; Pelagophyceae; Pelagomonadales; Pelagomonadaceae.
CUUUUGCGGCCUCUUGCGCAUUGCCUCGUCUGUUAUACAUCGCAAAAGCAACCUCAGAAGUCUCGCACGCCAUCGCUGCGACCGCGUGCAGCAACCCUGGCGAAGUCCGCCGUGAUUCUUGGCGCAUACAGUAGUGCAGCAGCCAUGAGUGCCUUCGGUACAGGUACGAGGGCCAUGCAGGGCAGCCUCUUCGUUUACGCGCCGGGCCGCCAGGCUUUUGUCACUGGCUCCCUACAAAAGAAGGCGGCAGUUUUAUUAGGCGGCCUGUCCGACGGCCUCCUGGCGUGCCCGUACGCGCCGCCGCUAGCCAAGGCGCUGGAGGCGCUGGGCUACGCGACGGUGCAGCCCAUUUUACGAACGAGCUACGCGCAGUUCGGCUUCGGGAGCCUGGACAACGACGUCGAGGAUCUCGAGGAGCUGUUCGGCUGCGAGGCGUUCAGGGGCGUCGAGGAGGUUUUUAUGGUCGGCCACUCGACGGGGUCGCAGGUCUGCGCGCACUACGCGAGGCACGGCAAAGCCGAGAAGAAAUUGCGCGUGUGCCUCCAGGGCGGCGUGAGCGACCGCGAGACGGACUCGGAGCGGGAGGUCGUCCGGCGGUCGCCCAUCUUAACGAGGGCGCAGUGGCAGGUCGACACGGGCAAGGGCGCCGAGUUCCUGCCGCGCGAGUGCCACUGGGCGCCCAUGACGGCGCGGCGCUACCUCGACCUCCACGACGUCGGCGGCGCGGACGACUACUUCUCGUCGGACCUCGCUGCCGACGAGCUGCGGAAACGGUUCUCGGCCUUCGGCGCCCGGGGCGUGGGCUGCCUCGUCGCCUACAGCGGCGCCGACGAGUACGCGCCGAAGAGCGUGGACAAGGCGGCGCUCGUGGAGAAGAUCUGCGGCGCCUGCGCGGCGGGCAACGCCGCGCGCGUCGCCGGCCUCGUCGUCGCUGGCGCGCCGCACAACUGCGCCGGCGCCGAGGAGGCGUUCGUCGCGGCCUGCGUCGCGUUUCUGACGGGCGGGGCCGUCGAGGGCGCGUGCUUCGAUACACUUAAGUAG